Messenger RNA from Carcharodon carcharias (great white shark), 6846 nucleotides. RefSeq names its product zinc finger CCCH-type containing 4 (gene zc3h4). The record is from RefSeq and is a predicted model, not a curated record. Gene Ontology annotation, biological process: negative regulation of DNA-templated transcription. The transcript has 12 exons. Gene Ontology annotation, molecular function: RNA binding; metal ion binding. The coding region runs from base 367 to 4176 and encodes 1269 amino acids. Gene Ontology annotation, cellular component: nucleus. Lineage: Eukaryota; Metazoa; Chordata; Chondrichthyes; Lamniformes; Lamnidae.
CGGCCGCCAUGUUGUGGAGGGUGUUUUCCUUUCUCUUGCUUCCCUCAGUCAGUGUGUGUAAUGGAGAGGCACCCGGGGGUCGGAUCCGCACAGAAAAGCACCGAGAAAAUACCUGCCAAUACCAAAACGCUUAAACAGUAACAACAGAACCGUUUACUUCCUAUCUCUAAGAGUCAGUGAGAGCUUAAUUGCAGUGCCCGGUGGGAAGAAGGAGAACUGGAGGAAGGGGAAUUAGAAGAUGAUGGUGAGGAAGUGGAAGCUCAGGAGGAAUCCCAGGAGAAAAUCAAGAAAGAGAAAGGCGAAAAACAGGAACGGGAUCACGAAGAUGAUGAGAAAGAAAAGGAUAAGGACAAGUCCCACCGUAGGAUGAAGAGAAAGCGGAAGAAAGAAAGGGAAAAAGAAAAGAAGAGAUCAAAAAAGAAACGGAAAUCAAAGCACAAGAGACAUGUAUCUUCCAGUGAUGACUACACUGAUUAUAGUGAUGAGUCUGACUAUAGUCCUGGAGAGAAAGGAUACCGGAAGUACCGAGAAUACAGCCCACCAUAUUCACAGCCACCUUAUCCUGCCCCUUCAGGAGCCCCAUUACCAAAGAAGACGUACAUGAAAACUGAAAAGAUGAACUAUAACAUGUAUGAGGAGUAUGAGGAUGAUCAGUAUGUUGACUAUGAGGAAGAGGAGGAGGAAGUACCUGAGGAGGACGAGGAAGAGUAUGAUGAUUUUGCCAAAGAGUUAAGCCAAUACAGGAAGGCAAAGGAGGCUUCUCAGCAACAGCACCAACAUCAGCAGCAGCAGCAGCAGUCCCACAUGCCCAUAGGACACAACAGGGGCCGUGGCGCAUCAGGUCCUGGCAGAGGUGGUGGUAGAGGACGUGGUAUCCGAGGCAGAGGUGGCCGAGGAAGGGCGAGGGGACGGGGUGGAAGAGGAGGCAGAGGAGGAGCACAUGGCCAAGUACAUGGGCCACAAGGACAUGGGUCAGGGCCGGGGCAUGGACCACCAGAACAUGGACCUCCAGGGCAUGGGCCUGGGCCUGUGCAUGGGCCCCCGGGACAUGGCCCCCCAAGUCACGGGCCAGGAUCAGGACCAGGACAUGGGCCCCCUCCAUGCCAUGGACCUGGGCCAGGUCAUGGGCCCCCUCCGUGCCAUGGAUCUGGUCCAGGACAUGGGCCCCCUCCUGGUCACAAUCCUGGCCCAGGACAUGGGCCUGGUCCUGGUCAUGGACCACCAGGACAUGGGCCUGGUCCAGCAUAUGGAUCCCCUGCGCAUGGACCUCUACCAGGGCCAUCAUAUGGAUCCCCUGGUCAUGGACCUGGGCCAGGACAUGGACCACCGGGACAUGGACCGCCAGGACAUAUGAUGGAUCCCAUGGAUGAAUGUGACGACGACCUUUAUGAUGACGAUAUGCAGGAUUUCGGUGAAGAGAUGCAUAGGAGGAACAUGCAUGAUCUAGGACAUCAGCAGUGUGGAGAGAAGAAAGGGAAAGUACUCUGCAAGUUCUUCGUAGAGGGCAGGUGCUCAAAGGGAGACCAGUGCAAUUUCAGCCAUGAUUUAGGGCCACCCCGAAAGCGGGAGCUCUGCAGAUUUUACUACAAUGGAUUCUGCGCUAAAGCAGAAAAUUGUCUCUACAUGCACAAUGAAUUCCCUUGUAAGUUCUUUCAUACAACUGGAAAUUGUUACCAGGGUGACGAGUGCAAAUUUUCCCACAGACUUCUUACUGAAGAAACCAGGGAGCUGCUGGACAAGAUGCUAGCCAGUGAGGCAGAAGCUGGCGCAGAGGAUGAGAAGGAAGUAGAAGAGCUAAAGAAACAAGGAAUCACUCCUUUACCAAAGCCGCCACCUGGAGUUGGGUUAUUGCCCACACCACCCCGACCUCCAAUGCCACCUCCUUCGAAUAUUCCCAAUGCCCCUCGGCCUCCGAUGAUGGGGCCGCCUCCACCGCCUGGUCCCCCGCCACCUGGUCCCCCACCAAUAGGCCCUCCGCCUCCAGGCCCCCCACCCCCUGGACCACCAUGCCUGCCAGGUCAAAAGAAGAUCCCCUCACUCUUUGAGAUUGUUGUUCAACCCACUCCACAUCUGGCACAUAAAAUGGGAAUGAGGCCUCGGUUCCCACCACCGCCUCCUAGUUUCCCAGGGCCUCCGGGACCUCCAGGGCCACCAGGACCUCCCAUGGGUCCAGGACCUGCUCCAGGUAUGGGACCAGGACCAGGUCCCAUGCCUGGCCCAAUGCCUGGACCUGUGCCAGGCCCUGGGCCAGAGGAGAUGCCGUUAGGCCCUGGUAUGAAUCCAGGACCGCCAGUAGGACCAGGCCCUCCAAUGGCACCAUUCAUGCAAGGAGAUCCAGGAAUGAUGCCUCCUGUUCCUUCUGAACCCAAUUUCUAUGAUAACUACUAUCAACAGCCGGGAAUGCAGAUGGACCUUGGUCAAGAUGGAGAGGAAGGUGACUAUGAAGAGAUAGAUGAAGGAGAUGGCCAGCCAGUUCUGGUGCCACAGAUUGAGGAAAUGGAAGCUGAGGAGAAUGGAGGUGUCUCAUCCGGUCAGAAAGCCAAUGUAAAUAUCCCGGAUUUCCUUCCUGCGGCUCAGCGAGCACUUUUUCUCCGCAUCCAGCAAAAGCAGCAGGAGGAAGAGGAGAAGGCAAAGAGGAGAGCAGAGAGCAGCCAGCGGGAGAAGGAAAACGAGGAGGGUGAUGGUGAUAAUUGGUAUUCAAGUGAUGAAGAGGAAGGUGGAAGUAGUAUGAGCUCCAUAUUAAAAACACUCCGUCAGCAAUCUGCUACCAAGCCUCAAGUCCAAGCCCAGUGGGUGGCACAUAACAACGGUAACAGCCAGAGUGCUGUUGAUCCACGUCUUCAGAAGGAAAGGCAGUCAAAUGUGAACCGACCUGUGGAUCCUCGGAUUUCGAGGGACCCCAGGCUUUCUCGAAGCACAGAGAACACACCAGGAAGCUCUGGAUCUGAUGCAGCUGCUGCAGAAAGCUGGACUGGAACUGUGCCAAAAGCAGAUGCCAUUCAUCAGGCUGCCCCUGUCAAUGUAAAACCUCAAGCAGUAGUUAAUGAAGAGGAAGGCGAGAGGAUUCUGAGGGACAGGGCAGUCGCCAUUCCUCUUGAUCCACUGCCAGGUUCUUCACUGAGGGAUCCCAGGUGUCAGCUUAAACAGUUUAGCCAUAUUAAAAUGGACACCUCCCUGGGGAAACCUCAUUUUGCUAAAAGUGUUUUGUGGAGCCCAGAGGACCUGAUCCCACUGCCUAUUCCAAAGCCAGAUCCUGUUGCUGUUCCCGUGCCCUUCCCAGCAUUGGACCCCCGGUUGAACCGCUGUCCGCCAACUGGACCUUCGGACCCCAGGCAGCGCAUUGCUGACCCAGUAGUGGAACACCCCCAGCCAGCAUCAAGUUCUGCCCUUCCAGACUUGGGCUUAUUGUCCAGACUGUUGAAGAGUGUGGAUACUUCAGCAACCAAGGUGACUGCACAAAGCGACAAGCCUUCUGACCCCAGGAUGCGAAAGAUACCUGCUGACCCAAGAUUGCAGAGGUCCACUGCUGGCCUCCAGACCUCCAGCUCACAAUCCGGAAAGAUCGUGGAACAAAGUGAGCCCCCCGCUGCCCCUGUAGGGAAGGAGUUGGGUGCUGGUCUUGCACCAUAUGAUCCCAGGUUGGUUACUGUUGGUGGGAAGAGCAGAGGAGGAGGUGGGGGACAGAGCACUAUGCUGAGUGGCAUUAGUUUGUAUGAUCCAAGAACUCAGAGCACCCAGAGUGCAAAUGUCAGAAGCAUAGAGUCUUCCAGUGAAGGUAACCUUCAACUUAAAGGGUCGGAUGCCCCUAAAAGUACCAGUAAGCCGAAAGAGCCAUUGUUUGUAAGGAAAUCAGCGUUGGAUCAGCCGGAAAAUGAGAAGUCAAGUUCAGAAGCUUCCACAGACAGAUAUAAUAGUUACAACAGGCCUAGGCCAAAACCAGCCACUCCUGCUGCCCCCUCACAGGAGACGGGUCAGACGGGAGUGCACAACCUCCCAGUGCCAUCUCUGUUUGGACUGAUUCACCCGCAGUUCUCUGAGGUGAAGCAGGCCAGUAAAUCUGGCUCAGGUAGUCCUUUUGGUGGCAACAGCCCUCACGAGGAGAGCGAGCAGGACACAACCUCCCUGAAGGAUGUUUUUAAAGGUUUUGAUCCGACAGCGUCACCGUUUUGUCAGUAAAUUGUAAAAGGACAGUGAAUGCUGCAUUUAACCGUGUAUAUUUAACCUCACAGCAGGGGCUGGACACAGUGUUGGGCAACGUUCUAUCAUAUUCUUUAACUUUGUAAUUUAAUAUAGUGACAAAUGUGAAUAUACUUAGAAAGCAGUGAUAGAAUUCUCUGAGCUGAAGUUUAGUCAGUUCAGAAGACCAAUACCUGAAUCCAACAUGUGAUUCAGGCGAUUAGUUCAGACUCUUCAACAGCAAAAAAAGCAAAAAUGUGCUUUUUCCAACUAUUGGCUCUUAAGCAUUCUUUCUGAAAGAAAAGUCAUUCUGCCCAAAGAAAGGCGCUUGCCUAUGACAAGGUACCAAGUUCCUUCCGAUGUUGGAAAAUUUCAAGUAGAAAACAAGAUUGUUUUUUUUUAACAGGACUCAGUUUUUUAGAAGCACUGUAGUGUAGUUACAUUUAGAAGUUCAUAAUUGACAUCGAACGUGAAUAUACUAUGUUCUGAGUUGUGCAGUGACCCUCCGACACAUUCAAUUAAGAGUCUUGUUCUGUGGGUUCUUGAGUUUAUUUUCUCCUGCUUGACCUGGGGAUGAAGAGGUUGAGAGGCCAGGAUAUAUCAGUAUAUCAUAAAUAUGGCCACCUGCAACCUCUGCAACACCAGAUAUCCCCAAUCUGCAACUUCUAGCAAGAUUUCACACGAAUGGCUGUGAAACUUCCCAAGCAUAAACGAAGAGCCCUAUCAGAAAUGUUGACUUUUUAAAACAUGUAUUUUAAAAAUACAUGCAUAUAUGUAUAUAAACUGUACUCUUGAUAAACUGGGGGACAGAGUAUUCAAGAAUAACAGAUAACUUUUUUUAAAUCAAAAAAAAAAGUUUAUAAAAAAAAAACGAAGCACCUCGUGCAGCCCUUGGUCCCUGCUUCCCUGGAAACUGUGGCAAGAACUGGCCAUUGUUUGUGUGCAUUCCAAAUCGUGUCCAAAUUGGACAUGUGUGUCUUCCAGGUUACCAAGGCUUUCUCAAUUCAAGAAUUCCACUAUCCGUGACAUUUCCACAACAGGCUCCAAAUACUGUAUAUUGAAACAUUUCUUCUGUGGAGAAAUGAUACACAAGGUGCUGCUUUGUUUUACUUUUUGUUUUAAUCUCUUUAUAGGGUAAAUUUGUACAAAAUGCAGAGAGAAAGGCAAGCAUUCACACAGUUUUAGGCCUGUUUGUAUCUGUAGCUUAGGCACUGAGAAUCAGAGACUGAUGGAUUAGUGUAGAAUAAUCUGUGAAGAAAAUAAAAUGUUUUUUUCUGUUGUAAGGCUCCCACAUUUCCUAAAAUCCAGAUCAGAUGAACAACGACAAGAUAAUUUUGUUUUUUGGAGUCUGUGUAAAUAUGUAGGGUUUGCUGUUAAAAUUUAAACCGUAACAAAGUUUCCAUUAACACUGGACUAAUUCCAAUGGAAGAGUUUAAAUUAUUUUUUUACUCAUCAUCUGUAAGGUGUUCUGUGCACUAGUGCACCUAGCAGCAGCGAGCAAUUCUCCAGUUACAACGCUGUAAAUUUAAUGUUGUGCUUCCUUGUCAAAUGGUUGUAAAGUUUCAAAGUUAUCAAGCAAAUCCAACUGGACAAACCACCUGAAUCAGUCUCAACAAGCCACUUUCCAUCUUGCCAUGAGUUAUUGCGGGGCAAGUGAUAGAGCAAAUGCACUCCCAGCGGAUGCUGCUAAGUUAUCAGCAGGGGUGUGUUGGUGGGCAAGCCAGAUAGCUGAUAUAAAAAUAAUCUGUCAGUGUCAACAAGGUUUGGAUUGUGAUCAAGGGAUGUACAAACUAAUGUGUUCACUGCUAGCCUUAGUAGUUGGCAAUGCAGGGUUAGUUUGUGGGAUUGUGUGACUGACACAUGACUAAAAGCUGACAAGUAUGGCUAAGGUAUCUGCCUUGUUGAUGGGGGCCAGGGGGUGAGGAGGUGGAAUAUUCUGAUCAGGUAAUUUUAGGUCUACACUCAAAAGUAUCUGGACCAAAGGAAGUGGUGUUUUGGUUGGUUAGUUGGGAUGUGUUAGAAUCCUGUGGCAAUACAUAUAGCAUAGAUGAUGACUGCGAUAAGGUGUGGAUUUAUACCUAACACUAGGAUGAUAGAUAACCAUCUUUCCAAUAGGAAAACUGUCUCUGGAGUUUACUUGGCAAUGAUGCUGUCUAGAAGAGAGGUAGCUCUAUAGUUUGUGAGAUAGCAAUGACCUUAUAGAGUUCAGCCAAAUAUAUUUUUAUUAUGCAUUUAGUACAGUCAAUAACCUGUGGUGUACUCCAUUGGUGUAAUCAGUAUUUAUUAUACAAAGUUGUAACGCUGUUUGACCAUACAACACCAUUUAGCAACCAGUGUGAAGCAGCUGGCUGAUGUCACACAGUACAUUAUUCUAAGUUGUGUUUACAUUCUGUAUGACUUGUACAUAAUAUUUACAAUAUCUGAUAUUUUGAAUGUUUAACAGGUAAAAUCCAAUAUUGAGGUUCAGAGAGUGUCGCAAAAUGCAGGAGCACAGAUACCUUUAGAACCUGUUGAUCAGGCUCUCAGCUCUUUUAAUUUGCUUCCAAAAUAUUUGUUCUAUAUCACUAACAUUUUGGAGAUUUUGUCCUUUUUAAUAAGGUGUAUUUAUAUCUUUUAUGUAUAAAUUGUUAAGGAUCUGUAUAAAUUAUUUGCUCUUCUCCAUUUCAAAAA